CAGCAGUGUCUCCCUAACCCCACUCUCACUCUCUCUCUCUCUCUGCACUCACUCUCACAGCUCAUUUAUCUCUCUCUCUCUAGCUCUAGGUUGGGGAAGAUCUUGGAACUCCAUUUCUUGGACUUUGUGCAGUGACUCGAGGCACUGACCGUAGAGAUCAGAUCUGUAUACGCUUUGUUUAAGCCAUGCGAUACUACUGAUUUUUUUUUUUUAUUUUUGGUUGUCGUUGUUGCUGUUGUUGUGAGGAUGUCGAACUCUGACCCGAAACCGCCGCAGCGACCGGGUCCGUGGCCUCCGGCUCCGGAGUCCUCGGCAAUGCCGCCUUCUUCGUGGGCCAAGCGGACUGGUUUCAAGCCCAAGUUCUCCGGCGAGACCAAUGCCAGCGAUUCGGGCCAGGUGAUAGCUCCGCCGCCCCCGCAGAAGCCCAGAGAGACCGACCCGGCUAAGCCGGAUCUCGAGAUGGGUCGGGUUAGGGCCGUGAAUGGUGAGCGGGAGAGCGAGAAGGUUGUUCCUCCGACGCUGCCGCAGCCGCAGCCACAGCCACAGACGGAUAAGGAUCGGACGGUGAAGAAACGGAGGGACUCUGAGGGGCCGCCGAAGAUUUCGGGACCCAACGGGCAGGCCCAGGGCGGGCCCGCGGAGCAGGCGUCAAGGAGGCCUGUGAGGAGCGAUGCAGUGGUGGAUGUUUUGCCACAGAGUGUAGAUGAUGAUGAUGGGUUUGUGGGUAGGCACAUGCAUAUGAAGUAUGAGCUCAGAGAUACACCUGGUCUUGUUCCCAUUGGUCUAUACGGGUUCCAACAUUUUACUUCGAUGUUGGGUUCGUUGAUUCUCGUCCCGCUCGUCAUUGUACCCGCAAUGGGUGGAACUUAUGAGGAUACUGCAAAUGUGGUAUCGACAGUCCUCUUUGUUUCGGGGGUGACUACACUUUUGCAUACGUCUUUUGGGUCAAGAUUGCCCCUGAUACAGGGUCCAUCGUUUGUUUUCCUGGCACCAGCAUUGGCAAUCAUCAACUCCCCAGAGUUUCAAGGACUCAACGAAAAUAAAUUCAAGCACAUUAUGAAGGAGCUACAGGGCGCCAUAAUAAUAGCUUCAGCUUUUCAAGCUUUACUUGGAUAUAGUGGACUGAUGUCUGUAUUAUCGAGGUUGAUCAAUCCAGUUGUUGUGUCCCCAACAGUUGCUGCUGUUGGACUUUCUUUUUAUAGCUUUGGUUUCCCACUUGUUGGUACCUGUCUGGAGAUUGGAUCAGUGCAGAUAUUACUGGUCAUUACUUUUUCUCUUUAUCUUCGUAAGAUAUCUGUUUUUGGUCAUCGUAUAUUUUUAAUAUAUGCGGUUCCAUUGGGCCUGGCAAUCACAUGGGCAGCUGCUUUCCUGCUAACUGAAGUGGGAGUUUAUAGUUACAAAGGCUGUGAUGUAAAUGUGCCUGCUUCGAAUAUGAUAUCUGAGCACUGCAGAAAGUAUCUCUCAAGGAUGAAACAUUGUCGAGUUGAUACUUCUCAUGCAUUAAAAUCUUCCCCAUGGUUCAGGUUUCCUUAUCCAUUACAAUGGGGUACUCCUGUCUUCCACUGGAAAAUGGCUCUUGUUAUGUGUGCGGUGUCCAUUAUCUCAUCAGUCGAUUCGGUUGGAUCAUACCAUGCAUCUUCAUUGUUGGUUGCAUCAAGACCUCCAACCCCAGGUGUUCUUAGCCGAGGGAUUGGUCUGGAAGGUCUUUCGAGUGUUUUGGCUGGUCUUUGGGGUACAGGAACGGGGUCCACCACUCUAACUGAAAAUGUACACACUAUUGCUGUGACCAAAAUGGGAAGCCGCAGAGCAGUUGAAUUAGGCGCAUGUGUUUUGAUAGUCUUAUCCCUCGUAGGUAAAGUUGGAGGCUUUAUAGCGUCAAUUCCUGAAGUCAUGGUUGCUGCUUUAUUGUGCUUCAUGUGGGCGAUGCUUACAGCUUUGGGCUUGUCAAAUCUACGUUAUAGUGAGGCAGGAAGCUCACGGAAUAUUAUCAUUGUUGGAUUAUCUUUGUUUUUCUCUCUUUCAAUACCAGCUUACUUUCAGCAGUAUGACAUGUCCCCAAAUAGCAACUUCUCUGUCCCAAGUUAUUUUCAGCCUUACAUUGUGGCUUCUCAUGGGCCUUUCCGCAGCAAAUAUGGAGGGGUGAACUAUGUCCUGAACACAUUACUGUCAUUGCACAUGGUGAUUGCAUUCCUGGUGGCUGUUAUUCUGGACAACACUGUACCUGGUAGUCGGCAGGAACGUGGGGUGUAUGUUUGGUCUGAACCAGAUGCUGCAAGGAGAGAACCUGCUGUUACCAAAGACUAUGAGUUGCCCUUCAGAGUUGGUCGGAUUUUUAGAUGGGUGAAGUGGGUUGGGAUUUGAGAGAAGGUUUUUUCUGCUCGUAUUGCUCACCAUCACAUUGUCAAGCUCAUGUCUCCACCAACGUGGAAUUGCUGUACUGCUUUCCGAUUCUAAGCGCGACUCCCUCAGGCUCGGAUGGUAAAAUAUCAGCCUAAAAUCUAAUUUUCCUUGAAGAUGAGACUUUUUGGCUCUAGAGAUCUUAUAGAGAUAUUUUUGUACAUUUCAGGAUCCCGGAUGGAUCUGUUUGUGUUGUAAUUUUAGAUCAUAAACGUUGUAUCUAGUUUUGAGUCAUUGAGAAUGUCGAGUUGUACUUUUUCUCUCAUUGGAGCAUGCAAUUAGGAUUCAUCUUGCUUGUGUA
Molecule: messenger RNA, 2698 nt
Organism: Juglans regia (Persian walnut)
Lineage: Eukaryota; Viridiplantae; Streptophyta; Magnoliopsida; Fagales; Juglandaceae
Product: nucleobase-ascorbate transporter 12-like
Exons: 10
Coding region: 247-2361 (704 amino acids)
Biological process (GO): transmembrane transport
Cellular component (GO): plasma membrane
Molecular function (GO): transmembrane transporter activity
Source: RefSeq, a predicted model, not a curated record